Messenger RNA from Eutrema salsugineum, 2084 nucleotides. RefSeq lists its product as uncharacterized. The transcript is spliced from 8 exons. Bases 1 to 1866 code for a protein of 621 amino acids. The record is from RefSeq and is a predicted model, not a curated record. NCBI's taxonomy places the organism in Eukaryota, Viridiplantae, Streptophyta, Magnoliopsida, Brassicales, Brassicaceae.
AUGCCGGAAUCAAACCAGAUCUCUCGAAAAAGGAUGCGAUUCUCGUCUUCUUCAGCUAGCGAGAUCCUCACAACAAUGAAAUCACAGCACCAAAGAGACCGCUCAAGCCGAAUCGCACCCAUCGGAAACGGAUUUCGUGUAAAUCAAUCGCCAUCUCUCAUCGGGAAAAUCGAUUCCAAAAUCAUUCGCACGUAUCCUCGAGUCACCAUCAAGGAUCUGCGUCUCAGACGCGUCUUCUCUCCGAGCUCGAUCUCCAUCGACUCGGAAUUAAAAACCAACAAAGGGGAAAAUCUAACCAAGGAGCAAAACGACUCGAACAUUGUGGAAGAAGGAACCAAAGUCGAAGCAGAAGAAUUUCUACAAACGACGCCACCUGAUACUGAAUUGUUAAGCAGUGGACCUUUCUCUAUGGUGAAUGAAGCAGAGCGUAUCUGUGAAGAGAUCAAUGGACAAGCAGUGAAGAAAAGUGGUGCUGUUCUCUGCAGCAAAUCGGUUCUUCAUUCAUGUACUCGAGCUAAGAUAUUCAAGAACCCUGGAUCCUUCAGCUACAAGAGACUGCUUCCAUACUUGAUGCAAGCUUCAGAUGAUGUAAAAUCAUCGAGCCAUUGUUCAAAACCUGAGAAAUCUCUUAUCCAGAAUCCUCCAAAUGUAGAUUUCUCUUGUAACAAAGAAACUGUGGAGACUAAAACUGCUGCUACUGAGGAUCCAAAGGAGGAAGUAGGUGAAUUGAUGACAGCCAAGUGUCCUCUCCCUGAAUCCACCAAACAGGUUUCGCAAUCCGUGGACAGAGUAUUUGAUAAGCAUUCAGCCGGAAGCUUUUGUAGAAACACCAGCCCUUUGAAGAAGGUUCUUGCGUCCAGCCCCAACAAGAAAUCUUAUGCUCUAGGCGUAAGUUAUUUAGAACACCAGGGUUCCGUUAAUUACAGAAGAAUGCUUCCAUAUCUCAGAGAUAUUCAAGAAGAUUAUCCUUAUCAAAAAGAGAACUCAGAAGAGACUACUCCAUCAUCGAUGUCAGUCUCUGACAAUGAAGGGGCAGAGGAAAAGGUGACAUCAGAUGUUGCUAGAGAAUCAGAUAUAUGCUCUAACGAAAUCGAAGAGCCUCUUCCUCCUGAUGUAUCUGAAUCUCCAGAAAUGUCUGAUACUGACAAGGAACAAGAAACACAAGUUAAGCAUGUCAUCCCAGACACUGAAAAAAACUUGGGAACUCCUGGCAACGUUUUGGGCUCUGAGGUGCCUUUAUCAUCUCCUCUUGUUGGUUCAACAAGUUCAGUUGAGGUUGCUACAUCUGCAUUGACCAACACAGUUAUCGAUGUGGGCGAAGUAAACAUAAGUGAUGUAGAGGAAACAGAAGCUAAAGACAGUGCAGAGCAACUAGAGGAAAAUAGUUCGAAUUUAACUGCUGAACCGCUUGAUCCUUCAGUUGUUUCGGGAACUCCUCCUUCCAUUUCUCCAUCAAAAGGGAUUCUGAAAAGAAGUAUAAGAGGAUGUAGAGGGAUAUGCUCUUGUUUGAACUGCUCCUCCUUUCGACUAAACGCAGAAAGAGCAUUCGAGUUCUCAAGAAAUCAGUUACAAGAUACUGAAGUAAUGGUUUUGGAUCUAAUUGAAGAAAUAUCUCGCCUCAGGGAUGUGUUGGAGAAAUAUGAUUCACCAGAUCACAAUGGUUCCUACAAAAGUCAGGCUGGAGAAGCUACAAAGAGAGCUUCUGAGGCUGCAGAGCUUGCAAAAAGCCGCCUUCACCAGAUGAACGAAGACCUUCAAGUUCACUGCAGAAUCCCCAACGAACAACGAGCAAGAGUGAAAUUCGCUCACUACGUCCACGAGAAGACAAUCCUAAAAGCAUCCGAACCUAACAAAUUUGAUCCAUAGAUCAUCACCCUGAAGCAAGUGCAAGUAGGAACCUUUUUGUAAUAUGUCACAUGUCUACAGAUGAUCCAGUUUCAUGUUAUCUAACUUGAAAAGUGAAAGGUAUUAGCUGUCUCUUUCAUUUGUCCCUCUUACGCUAAAAGAGAAAGCAUAGUUCAAAUUGCCGUUAUACAUAUAAUCCAUGUGAUCUUAUUUAUUAUCUGCUUUUUACUUCAAUGUAC